Messenger RNA from Cherax quadricarinatus, 382 nucleotides. The record is from RefSeq and is a predicted model, not a curated record. NCBI's taxonomy places the organism in Eukaryota, Metazoa, Arthropoda, Malacostraca, Decapoda, Parastacidae.
AGAAAGUAACAAAUUAAAGAUGGGGCGAAAAAUUCUAAAAAAGAAACACCGAGGAGUCAAAGAUCCAUACAAGCAGCAAGCAGAGCGUCUUAAUAAGAUAAAGAACAAGCUAAACUGUCCGCCUUCCUGUGUUGAUGCUCAAGAGAUACCAAGAAAGUUGCAAAAUUUAGCCAAGUUUAAGGAUUUGGAAAGAAAUGAAGAACAGAAUAUGGUAAAAAGAAAGAAGAAGAAAAAGAGCAAACUUAUUGAUGGAACCAAGUUUGUGGACCGAGAGAGAGAUCAGCCAGGUAUGACCAAGCCCCUAAAGAUGAUUCCUCUACUCAAACAACACCCAAAGGAAAAUGUAGAGAAAUUCAUGAAGAGGGUUGACACAGUGACUAAG